UACAUCGAAUUUACUCAAAGCUUGGAAACCGCUCUACAUGAAUUAUAUCGACUAACACGUUUUUAUUCCCAAAUAUUGGAUAUUGUACAGUCAGAGAAAAACAUUUCAUAGAUGACUGAUAUCAAUAUCAAUUGAAUUUUCAACUAUAUUAAACAAGUGUAAUAUCGUAUGGAUUGCCCGAGUACAAGAUGGCAAUUGAAAACAAGACGGCAACGACAUUUCAAGAAGACCAAGGCAAGACUUCGACCCUCUAAACCUGUUUCAUCCACCCUCGACCGGUUCAUUCCCCAUCGCCACAUCGAUAUCUCGGAGUUUCAACUCAAUUCUAGUAUAAAGAAGAAGACGGAACAAGACAAACGGCAACAAAAACCGUCGUCAUCCUCGAUGUCGCAAUCAUACGACACCAUGGGAGAGAGUUUCACGACAUCGUCCUCCGAUGAAAGCUUGAUGUCUGUGUCGACAUCGAGCUCGCUCUCAACUUCUCUUUCCGAGGAUGCCUUAGAUGAUACGACUUGCUACGGUGAUCCCUUCAGCGAGGAAGUUGCUGCAAUUCUUUUUGAAGGAUAUGACAAGAAAAGUGGAGAUGUAUUGAAUUUCAGGUCACGAAAACACGAAGCAAGUAAGAUAUUGAUUUGA
Lytechinus variegatus (green sea urchin) is the source of this 636-nucleotide messenger RNA. RefSeq lists its product as uncharacterized. The record is from RefSeq and is a predicted model, not a curated record. Lineage: Eukaryota; Metazoa; Echinodermata; Echinoidea; Temnopleuroida; Toxopneustidae. The transcript is spliced from 3 exons. Bases 169 to 636 code for a protein of 155 amino acids.